This is a messenger RNA of Xenopus laevis (African clawed frog), 1714 nucleotides long. RefSeq names its product ETS-related transcription factor Elf-5-like (gene elf5l.S). The record is from RefSeq and is a predicted model, not a curated record. The transcript is spliced from 6 exons. Lineage: Eukaryota; Metazoa; Chordata; Amphibia; Anura; Pipidae. Bases 550 to 1269 code for a protein of 239 amino acids.
AAAGGAUGGAUAAUCUUAAUCAAUGAAUCUUGAAAAGUUGGCAAAAGAACAUUCAUUUCUAAAUCGUGGUGAUGGUAUCCCUUUAACAGCACAGUCACCUCUACGUUACAGUAACACCUUAUUUUUCUGAGAUAAACUUACAGGGAGUGCCCAGAAGGGAAUACCAAGGUGAGGGCUGGCAGAAUGCCAUUGCUGUGCCGGAGGCCGAGACUCUGGGAAAGUAGAACAAGCAGGGAACAAAGAAGAGAAGUCCUGAUCAGAUCCAUAUUCACUGGCUCUUGUUUUGGAAUAAGUCUUUGCCUGAUCAACUGACUGGGAAAAGACAAAGCAUCUGUAAUAUUACUAGGGGACCCUCUUGUUUCGUCACUUGAGAAUUUAGCCUUACUCUGCCCUUGCAGUGUAACUUCUCUUUGUGUCCUGUCCUACUUUACUAUCAAUAAACAGGUACUCUGCUAUCAGGAUGGACAAUCUCCUCUGUACAACCUGUGUCUCAGCCUGACUGUCCUGCAGCAAAAUCACUGGGAUUACACAGUGCAUUACGGAACCAGCAUGUAUCACCACCAAGUCAUUCCAUUUAGCCUUCCCUCAACCCUACCGGAGGAUCCCCAGCCUUCUAACAGCCAGACCCUGCUGACAGAGGUUUGUUCAGCCUCAUUGCCCUGGGAACAUUCAGAGUUUGGUUAUGAAAUCAGUGAUAUGGACUUGCCCUUCCUGGCCUGUCUUGCCUCCCCCACUAAUUCUACACUGGUGUUGGACACAUGCAAUAUGGAGGACAAUAACAGCACUGAUGAAGGACCCCCUCAGUUUACAGAAUUAUUGGCCACUGUGACAACCUACAGGAGGAAUUUGGACCAACAGGUUUCACGAGAGAAAACAAAGAGCCCAGUUACGGUUGUUGCCCCAGGCAUCUCGGGAGAGAGUAAAUCCCAGAAAGUCCAGCAGAAGAGCAGUCGGCAAAGGAAAAGAGGUCAGAGUGUUCAUCUAUGGGAGUUUGUGCGGGACCUGUUGUUACACCCACAAAAGGACCAAGAAGCAGUGCGCUGGGAGAACCAAAAUGAAGGAACCUUCAGGGUCAUUAGGUCUGACACCUUUGCACAGCUCUGGGGAGAACAAAAGAAGAAUAAAUGUAUGAAUUAUGAGAAACUGAGCAGAGCACUAAGGCACUACUACAAGUCGGGGAUUCUGGAGAGAGUGGACGGCAGGCUAACGUACAAGUUCGGAAGAAAAGCCCAUGGCUGGAGGGAUGAACCUCUUCAGAAAGUCACAUAGCACAGGCCCAGGAGAGAAAUACUCACAUAGAAGUUGUGUUUAAAAAGGUCUAGGAUAUCAUAUUGAUCCUCAGGGGAGUUCCAGUAUCAAAGGAAUUUAUAAAUAUACAGAUAAAGGUGGCUGUACAGAAAAUACAACACUGUGUGUUUGUGGUGGGCCAAGUUGGGCUUAAAUCAUUGGCCUUUGGGCUUUUGGUAUAAGCAGAGUGGUCAAUGAAAUGCUGACCAUAUAUUUGUGAUUCAGUUCAGUCCUAGCCUUGAUAUGGAAGGUGUUUGAUUCCAUACAUAGGCCAAAUGGGAUCAAACUGUUAUCCAGUAUCUGUCAGUUAGAAUUAGGGCAAUAAUGGUCACUAAUGUCCCUGUUUCUCACUUGAACUAUAUACAGAUAUGGGACCUGUUAUCUAGAAUGCACGGGAUCUGGGGUUUUCAAGAUAAUGGGUCUUUUA